GUGCGCGUGCCCAAAGCAGCGUGCGCAGGCGCCGAAAGGCGCGCAGCUGCCAUUGCUGCGCUGCCAAGGAGAACGGCCUGUUCCUGGAAGUCCACCGUCUCCUGGGGGAAGGCCCUUGCCUGGGAGCCAUGGUCCACGCCUUCCUCAUCCACACCCUGCGGGCCCCGAAUGACAAGGACGCUGGCUUCUGCCGAGUGCUCUACUCCUGUGUCUUUGGUGCGGAGAAGUCACCUGAUGACCCAAGGCCAAACGGGGCCGAGAGGGACAGACUCCUCCGCAAGGAGCAGAUCUUGGCCGUUGCCAGACAGGUGGAGUCUAUGUGCCAGCUGCAGCAGCAGGCAUCCGGCCGCUCAUCGGUGGACCUGCAGCCUCCGUCAUCCUCAGAUGAACCGAUGUCCCUGCAUGAUGCCCCACAUGGGGCCUUCCGCCUGGCAGCAGGGGACCCUUUCCAGGAGCCCCGGACGGUGGUCUGGCUGGGCAUGUUCUCCUUAGGCUUCGCGCUGGUCCUGGAUGCCCAUGAGAACCUGCUUCUGGCUGAGAGCACCCUCCGGCUGCUGGCACGCCUCCUCUCUGACCACCUCCGCCUGCUGGCCCCUGGCACCAGCCUUCUGCUACGGGCGGACCGCAUCGAGGCCAUCCUCACCCGCUUCCUGCCCCAUGGUCAGCUGCUCUUCCUCAAUGACCAGUUCGUCCAGGGCCUGGAGAAGGAGCUCAGUACUGCCUGGCCCCUCUGACCCUCUCCCUAGAGAGGGGCUGCCCGAAAGGGUGGGAGGGAGGACAGAGGCCUGGCACAGUCAGAUGAAGCGCGGCCUCUGCCUCCCACUCAGCCUGCACCCACUCUGAUGUGCUGCCCCACACAGGACAAAUGGACGGGCCAGCGAUCCAGAAUCACAGCACAGCCUGGGCCCAGAGCAGGGGCGUGACUGAUUCCGACCCCGUGUGGAGCCCACCCCGCUGCUCCACUCACCUCCCCUUUCUGACCUGCCAACCCGCCCCCGACAGUGGCUGGGGCCCGGGCAGCGAGGGGGUUCUGCUCUGCACACUGCCUGCAUCACCUUCUCAAACCCAUGGGAGCACCAGUGCGCCUGGGGGUGCUGUGCCUCCCACAUGGACAGGCUCUGACUUGGCACCCCCUGUGGCAACAGCAACAGGGAUGGUUGUCAGCGAGGCCAGCUCGGUGCCAGGUCCCCCCACAUUUCAGAAGCAUGCCUCCAUGGGAGGCUUUUGUUGUUUCUUAGGUUCCGACCCAUGUCUCCAGAAAAUCCUGGCCUCCCCCUCCACCCCCACCCCCCACCCUCCUGCGAGGAGAGAAGGCACCAGUCGGGUGGGUGCGAUCAGCCCGGCCUCUGCGUCGUCGGCGUUCUCAUUUUGAAUGAAAAACUCGGCCUGUGUGAUCUCACCCUGUUCCCACGAGUCUAAGUGAUGCAGGUCUGCCGCUGAGAGAGCGAGCGGGAGAAAGAUGAGGCGGUCUUCCCGUACAGUGUCUCAGAACCUUAUGUGGGGUCGCAGGGAGUCUGAAUGCGCCCCUGGCAUUGGGUUUGGUGUUGCUUUGUGAGUGAGCACCUCUCUGGAUGGGGGUCUGAAUAAACUCCUUGUUGCCUUUA
Messenger RNA from Echinops telfairi (small Madagascar hedgehog), 1604 nucleotides. It is a transcript of the gene AP5S1, whose product is annotated as adaptor related protein complex 5 subunit sigma 1. NCBI's taxonomy places the organism in Eukaryota, Metazoa, Chordata, Mammalia, Afrosoricida, Tenrecidae. The record is from RefSeq and is a predicted model, not a curated record. Bases 129 to 734 code for a protein of 201 amino acids. Gene Ontology annotation, cellular component: lysosome; cytosol; AP-type membrane coat adaptor complex. The transcript has 3 exons. Gene Ontology annotation, biological process: endosomal transport; double-strand break repair via homologous recombination.